AUGGAGGAACGUGAUUCACUUUCGGACGAUAUACGAAAGAAUAUAGAAAGCGAUAUGGUGAAAAUGCUCGAUCGUCUGUGCGUUGCAUACAAAUUAGCUCAAAUCAGAUAUGAUUUGGAACAACCCUUUCACAAACUUAGCUUCUUCGGCAUCGGCUUGGGGAAGAAGUCGAAAGUGUCUUUUGAAGAAUAUUAUGAAUCGGUUCAGAGGAGCAGGUCCGAAGAGGAUAAGAAGAAAAACUACGCUCGCUUACUUAGUAUAAUGCGAACCUAUUUCAAUCAAUAUAGCCGACAAAUUUUCAAUGAGCAAUGGUACACCAUGGCUGAAUUAUUGUUGUACAAAAAACGUGAGCACGAUGCGCUACUCUACACUAAGCAUCGGUCUGAUUUUUUCAAGGAUUUUUUCUUUGAUGGGAAGAUCAUAAUGAAUAACGCUGACGUUAAAGAAGUAAUGGCGCUUCUGAACACCGCGGGCUUCAAAGUGGAUGAUGUCAAAGUGCAAGUGAUCUCUACGUCUGAUUUGCAUGGCAUUGGUCAGCCAAAACUCAACGCUGACGAAAUGCGAUUUUUACAAGAGCUAGUAAAACGUCAGAUUGACGAUAUUCGGGAAAUUAGCCGAAUCAAUGAAAGAGAACAAGCUUACGCCACCGUUGUUGAUCAAUAA
Messenger RNA from Strongylus vulgaris, 663 nucleotides. The record is from the annotation of a GenBank genome assembly. NCBI's taxonomy places the organism in Eukaryota, Metazoa, Nematoda, Chromadorea, Rhabditida, Strongylidae.